AUGGCUGCCCAGAAGAGCGCAGUUGUGGGACCGUUGGUAGGGGCAGUAGUCCAGGGGACUAACUCCACUCGCUUUCUGGUUUUCAGUUCAAAAACUGGAGAACUAAUUAGUCACCAUCAAGUGGAAUUAACGCAAGAGUACCCUAGAGAAGGAUGGGUGGAACAAGACCCUAAGGAAAUUCUUCAGUCUGUCUAUGAGUGUAUUGAGAGAACAUGCGAGAAACUUGGUGAGUUGAAUAUUGAUAUAGCCAACCUAAAAGCUGUUGGUGUCAGCAAUCAGAGGGAAACCACAGUAGUCUGGGACAAGCUCACUGGAGAGCCGCUCUACAAUGCUGUGGUGUGGCUUGAUCUGAGAACUCAGUCCACCGUUGAGUUACUCAGUAAAAAAAUUCCAGGAAAUAAUAACUUUGUCAAAUCCAAGACAGGCCUUCCACUGAGCACCUACUUCAGCGCAGUAAAACUUCGUUGGAUUCUUGACAAUGUGAGAAGUGUUCAAAAGGCUGUUGAAGAAGGUAGAGCUCUGUUUGGUACCAUUGAUUCAUGGCUUAUCUGGAGUAUAACAGGAGGAGUUAAUGGAGGCUUGCAUUGCACAGAUGUAACAAAUGCAAGUAGGACAAUGCUUUUCAACAUUCAUUCUUUGGAGUGGGAUAAAGAGCUCUGUGAUUUUUUUGAAGUCCCAAUGAACAUUCUUCCAAAUGUCUGCAGUUCUUCUGAGAUCUAUGGCCAAAUAAAAGGUGGUACCUUGGAUGGUGUGCCAAUAUCUGGGUGUUUGGGAGACCAGUCUGCUGCAUUAGUAGGACAAAUGUGUUUCCAGGAAGGACAAGCCAAAAACACAUAUGGAACAGGCUGUUUCUUAAUGUGUAAUACAGGUCAUAAGUGUGUAUUUUCUGAACGUGGCCUUUUGACCACAGUGGCAUACAAACUAGGCAAAGAUAAGCCAGUACAUUAUGCAUUAGAAGGCUCUGUUGCCAUAGCUGGUGCUGUUAUUCGCUGGUUAAGAGAUAAUCUUGGAAUUAUAGAGAGCCCAGAAGAAAUUGAAAAUCUUGCUAAAGAAGUGGGUACUUCUUAUGGCUGCUACUUUGUGCCAGCAUUUUCAGGGUUGUAUGCACCGUAUUGGGAGCCCAGUGCAAGAGGGAUACUCUGUGGUCUCACUCAGUUCACCAACAAAUGCCAUAUUGCUUUUGCUGCAUUAGAAGCUGUUUGUUUCCAAACCAGAGAGAUUUUGGAAGCCAUGAACCGUGACACUGGAAUGCCACUCACUCAUUUACAAGUAGAUGGAGGUAUGACUGUCAACAAAAUUCUUAUGCAGUUGCAAGCUGACAUUCUGCAUAUUCCAGUAAUAAAACCCACUAUGACCGAAACAACUGCCCUGGGAGCUGCCAUUGCAGCAGGUGCUGCAGAAGGAGUGGGUGUUUGGAGCCUUAAACUGGAAGAUUUGACAGCUGUCACAAUGGAACGUUUUGAACCACAGAUCAAAGCUACAGAAAGUGAUAAUCGUUAUUCUACAUGGAAGAAGGCUGUGCAGAAGUCAAUGGGUUGGGUUACAACUCAGUCUCCUGAAAGAAGUGAUUCAACUAUCUUCUCUAGUCUGCCUUUGGGUUUUUUUAUAGUGAGUAGCAUGAUAAUGUUGAUUGGAGCAAGAUACAUCUCAGGUAUACCAUAA
This is a messenger RNA of Condylura cristata (star-nosed mole), 1662 nucleotides long. It is a transcript of the gene GK2, whose product is annotated as glycerol kinase 2. The record is from RefSeq and is a predicted model, not a curated record. The transcript has a single exon. Gene Ontology annotation, molecular function: glycerol kinase activity. Gene Ontology annotation, biological process: glycerol metabolic process; triglyceride metabolic process; glycerol-3-phosphate biosynthetic process. NCBI's taxonomy places the organism in Eukaryota, Metazoa, Chordata, Mammalia, Eulipotyphla, Talpidae. Gene Ontology annotation, cellular component: mitochondrion. The coding region runs from base 1 to 1662 and encodes 553 amino acids.